UCUUAAAUUUGGUGAAUAUUUAUUCUGAUACCUCACUAAGAAGCGGAGGGGAGCGAGUAGAUCCUAAUUAAAUCCUUUUCAGCCUUUUCAAAACAAACGCAAACGAGGUGAAAACUGAAGAGUAAGGAAAGCCAAGGAGCAAGCAGCAGUCGAGAAACAACAACAAAUUUCCUACCAUGGGUAAGGUUCACGGAUCAUUGGCUCGUGCCGGAAAGGUGAGAGGGCAAACCCCAAAAGUGGCUAAGCAAGACAAGAAGAAGAAGCCCCGUGGUCGUGCUCACAAGCGAAUGCAAUACAAUCGCCGUUUCGUUACUGCUGUUGUUGGAUUCGGCAAGAAGAGAGGACCAAACUCAUCGGAGAAGUAAGGAUAAGUGUUCCAGCAAGUGGCAACAAUUUCUUUUGUUGGGACAUCCUACUUGCAGCUCUUUUUUUAGAGUCGUUUUAGUAACGUACCUUUUUAUAUGCUUAAACCAUUCUUCUUUUUGGUGUUUACGAGCUCGUCAAGUAUUUGUUUCUCACCUUUAAAUUAUGUAAUGGCUGAAUGAAUCAUGGUUUGGUACUGAUUGUUCUAACUUGUGAAGAUUAAGCUUUUUUUCUC
Molecule: messenger RNA, 598 nt
Organism: Amaranthus tricolor (Joseph's coat)
Lineage: Eukaryota; Viridiplantae; Streptophyta; Magnoliopsida; Caryophyllales; Amaranthaceae
Product: 40S ribosomal protein S30
Exons: 3
Coding region: 177-365 (62 amino acids)
Biological process (GO): translation
Cellular component (GO): cytosolic small ribosomal subunit; ribosome
Molecular function (GO): structural constituent of ribosome
Source: RefSeq, a predicted model, not a curated record